Messenger RNA from Xylona heveae TC161, 207 nucleotides. RefSeq names its product ribosomal protein S28e. Gene Ontology annotation, biological process: ribosomal small subunit assembly; translation; maturation of SSU-rRNA. Gene Ontology annotation, molecular function: structural constituent of ribosome. The record is from RefSeq and is a predicted model, not a curated record. Gene Ontology annotation, cellular component: ribosome; cytosolic small ribosomal subunit. Lineage: Eukaryota; Fungi; Ascomycota; Xylonomycetes; Xylonales; Xylonaceae. The coding region runs from base 1 to 207 and encodes 68 amino acids. The transcript is spliced from 3 exons.
AUGGAAUCCGCUAAGGUCCCCGUCAAGCUUGUCAAGGUCACCCGUGUCCUUGGCCGCACCGGCUCUCGUGGUGGUGUUACCCAGGUCCGUGUCGAGUUCAUGGACGACACCACUCGUAGCAUCAUCCGAAACGUCAAGGGCCCAGUCCGUGAGGACGACAUCCUCUGCUUGCUCGAGUCUGAGCGUGAGGCCAGAAGACUGCGAUAA